This is a messenger RNA of Nerophis ophidion (straightnose pipefish), 1307 nucleotides long. RefSeq lists its product as uncharacterized. Bases 235 to 879 code for a protein of 214 amino acids. The transcript is spliced from 10 exons. The record is from RefSeq and is a predicted model, not a curated record. Lineage: Eukaryota; Metazoa; Chordata; Actinopteri; Syngnathiformes; Syngnathidae.
ACAAUAAUUUCCCUUUGAUAACUUUCAAUUGUUAGAGCACAAAAGCCAAAAAUAUUGGCUGUCAUUCAAACAAAUAUAGAAGGAACUGAAAAAUAUACAUAUCGACGUAUCACACUGGUAUCGAUCUGAUAUCAUUGGUAUGGAUGUUUGGAUCGAUUUGGUCACCUUCCCAAAUAAAAGCCUCAGCUGCAGUGCUGCUGCAUCACUAGACAUCCCUGGAUACCAAAGACAACAAUGAGGCUAUUCACAUGUUGGCUUAUGCUACUUCCACUUGUGACAGCGGCCUCGAUAAGAGCUCCGAGAGAAAAUGUUUUAAGCUUUCUCAACGAUGCACUUGGAGCAGCCACUGAAAAGGCCAUAUCUGAAAACAUGACAGCACCCAAAAAACCUCCAAUCAAACCAGAGGAAGAGGAUUCUCAAGAUGUUUCCGAUGAUCAAUCUAAUGAACGUGGCAACCAACAUGCGUUUGCAGAACCUGGACUAUCUGAUGCAAACCUUGCAGAUGUUAGCAGAGACGACAGCUUCGAAGUUCCUCAGACAAAAGAAGUUGUUCAACCGCUAACCGGCAGGCAAGUGGAAGCAGCCAUUGUGGAUGUGACCAGCAUGGCAUCUCCCGAUCCUCAAAGCAACGAGCAUGUUGAUCUGGACAGUGAGGAAGACGGUGUAAGAGUCGCAGCUGUCCAAGGUCCAGAGAAAGCCUCCCCUGCAGGGCUCAGCUUGUUGGGCCAAAGUGGAGAAUUACACAGUUUGGAGGAAAGCAACGUGAGACCUGCUGCGGUGGUCAGACAAAUGGACUACGAUGAAACAAGAGAAUUUGUGAGUUCUGAGACACAUCCAAUUGCCAAGUAUCCUGUCAAGUCCAGCCAAAAAAACCUUUAAUGGGAACAAUCCUAGAAGUAUUUUUUUUUAGCAAACUUCUUUGUAUUUUGUUGUUGUUUUUUACCGUAUAAUUUUGUUUGCAUUUAUGUAGUUUGUCCUGCAGCCAUGAGGAAUACAACGUAGACUAGAAAUGUUUCUUUUCUUCCUGGAAAUUACUCACAGAUGUUGACUCACAGAAAGCAGACAGCUUGAUUCUAAGUAUACUCUUCCUAAAAUAAGACACAACAUUUAAAAUAGUCUUAAAAUGUGUGUCCUGUCAGCAGAUACUGGUGAUUUUUUUUAAAUUGUCAAACAUUAAAAGUACCAAGUGAUAAAAAGAUCAUGAGCAAUCCUUGCAUUGGUGUGUGUGAGUCACUGGAAGAAAAGUUUUGACUUGUUUGGAUAACCAUUUUUAAGUUAAGUUAAAGUACCAAUGAUUGUUACACACA